CCUCUUUCCCCGCCUACAGCAUCCACAACGGGGUGAUCGCCGUCUUCCAGCGCAAGGGGCUGCCCGACCAGGAGCUUUUCAGCCUCAACGAAGGCGUCCGGCAGCUGCUGAAGACGGAGCUGGGGUCCUUCUUCACGGAGUACCUGCAGAACCAGCUGCUGACAAAAGGCAUGGUCAUCCUCCGGGACAAGAUCCGCUUCUACGAGGGACAGAAGCUGCUGGACUCCCUGGCAGAGACCUGGGACUUCUUCUUCAGCGACGUGCUGCCCACGCUGCAGGCUGUCUUCUACCCGGUGCAGCCCUCCCUGUUGCAGGGGGUGCAUGAGUCCCGGGGAGUGACCAAGGACUACCUGCGCCUGGAGUCGCUGAUCCAGAAGGUGGUGUCACCCUACCUGGGCACCUACGGCCUCUACUCCAGCGAGGGUUCGUUCACGCACUCCUGCAUCCUGGAGAAGCACUUCCUGCGCCGCUCCCGCUCAGGGGACGUCCUGGCCAAGAACCCGGUGGUGCGCUCCAAGAGCUACAACACGCCACUGCUGAACCCCGUGGCCGAGCACGAGGCCGAGGGCGCGGCGGCCGGCGGUGCCGGCAUCCGCAGGCACUCCGUCUCCGAGAUGACGUCCUGCCCCGAGCCCCAGGGCUUCGCCGACACGCCCGGCCAGGGCCCCGCUGGGACCUUCAGAUCCUCCCCGGCCCCCCAGUCGGGGCCCUGCCCCAGCAGACUGUAUCCGCCAGCCCAGUCCCCCGAGCCCGGCCGAGGCCCAGCCCGCGGCUCCCCAGCCUCCUCCAGCCCCGAGAACCUGGUGGACCAGAUCCUGGAAUCUGUCGACUCAGAUUCGGAAGGGAUCUUCAUUGACUUUGGCCGGGGCGCUGGCUCUGGCACGUCUGAGUUUGAGGGGGCCGGGGGCCGGCAGAGCAUCGUGUGAGCGCCUCGUGUUUUACUGACCCCAUGUGUCUGGUGCGUGAGUGCGGGAGUUUUCUACUCUGUCCCAUCCUGUCCCCCGUGGGCCUCAGCCACCUGGGCAUGCCUGAGCCUUUGUGGGAAAAACCGUCGCUGCCCCGGGUCCAGCACCACUGUGUCCUGGGGCGUCUGCGUGCGGGGCUCGCUAGGUGCCUGGGGCAGCCUUGUGUGUGUGGAGCUGCCAUAGCCGUCCCACCACCCUUGCCCGCCCCAGCCCUCCGAUGUCCACACCUUGGAGACUGUGAAUCCCUCAGCUUGGCCAGGCCCCCAGAGUGAUGGGGUCGGUAGCAGACUGGCCUCUUCCCUCCUAACUCACCUCAGGCCACAGUGUGACCUCCUGUGCGUGACUCUGUCCCAGACUCUCUGAGCGCCGUGUCUUCUCUUUGCCCAAGGUGGCCGUGGGCAGAGAGCAGGUGGAAUAAAACUUGUCUACCUGGCC
This is a messenger RNA of Vicugna pacos (alpaca), 1400 nucleotides long. The record is from RefSeq and is a predicted model, not a curated record. Lineage: Eukaryota; Metazoa; Chordata; Mammalia; Artiodactyla; Camelidae.